UAACAGUCCAGGCGGGAGCCGGAAGCCCAGCGCUGAGCGGGUUGCGCCGUGGCCCUCUCUUGUGCCGCCGCGUAGAGGUUCAGCCAUGCAGGAAAACCUCAGGUUUGCUUCAUCUGGAGAUGAUGUUAAAAUAUGGGAUGCUUCAUCUAUGACGUUGGUGGAUAAAUUCAACCCCCACACAUCACCACAUGGAAUAAGUUCCUUGUGUUGGAGCAGCAAUAAUAACUUUCUAGUGACAGCAUCUUCCAGUGGUGACAAAAUAGUUGUUUCAAGUUGCAAAUGUAAACCUGUUCCUCUUUUGGAGAUUGCUGAAGGGCAAAAGCAGACAUGUGUAGAUUUAAAUUCCACAUCUAUGUACUUGGCAAGUGGAGGACUAAAUAACACUGUUAAUAUUUGGGAUUUAAAAUCAAAAAGAGUUCAUCGGUCUCUUAAGGAUCAUAAGGAUGAAGUAACUUGUGUAACAUACAAUUGGAAUGAUUGCUACAUUGCUUCUGGAUCUCUGAGUGGUGAAAUUAUUUUGCACAGUGUAACCACUAAUCUGUCUGGUACUCCUUUUGGCCAUGGUGGUAAUCAGUCUGUUCGGCACUUGAAGUACUCCUUGUUUAAGAAGUCACUACUGGGCAGUGUUUCAGAUAAUGGAACAGUAACUCUCUGGGAUGUGAACAGUCAGAGUUUCCACCAUAAUUUUGAUAGCGUGCAUAAAGCUCCAGCUUCAGGCAUCUGUUUCUCUCCUGUCAAUGAAUUACUAUUUGUAACCGUAGGCUUAGAUAAAAGAAUCAUCCUUUAUGACACAUCAAGUAAGAAGCUAGUGAAAAGUUUAGCGACUGACACUCCUCUGACUGCAGUAGAUUUCAUGCCUGAUGGAGCCUCUUUGGCUGUUGGAUCUUCCCGUGGGAAAAUCUAUCAAUAUGAUUUAAGGAUGUUGAAAUUACCAGUGAAAACCAUCAGUGCUCACAAGACAUCUGUGCAGUGUAUAGCAUUUCAGUAUUCCACUGCUCUCACUAAGUCGAGUUCAAAUAAAGCCUGUUCAAAUAAGGCCACUGCACUGAACAAAAGAACCAUUAAUGUGAACCCUACUAGUGGAGGAGCUCAGAAUUCUGGAAUUGUCAGAGAAGCACCCACCACUUCCAUUGCCACGAUUCUACCACAAUCCGUGACAACAGCUGUGGGGAAAGGAACGGUUGCUGUUCAGGACAAAGCAGGUUUGUCACGAAGCAUAAACACAGAUAUUUUCUCUAAGGAAGCAAACAGUGGAAAAAAUCAGGAUUUCUCCAGCUUUGAUGAUACUGGAAAAAGUAGUUUAGGUGACAUGUUCUCACCUGUCAGAGAUGAUGCUGUAAUUAACAAGGGAGGUGAUGAGUCUGUAGGUAAAGGAGAUGGUCUCGACUUUCUAUCACAAUUGAACUCAGUGUUUCCUCCAAGAAAAAAUCCAGUAACUUCAGGCACAUUGGUAUUGCAUUCUAGUCCUCUUAAUGUCUUUAUGGGAUCUCCAGGGAAAGAAGAAAAUGAAAAUCAUGAUCUGACAGCUGAGUCUAAGAAAACACAUCUGGGAAAACCGGAAACUAAAGACUCCUUCAAACAGUUUACAAGGUUGAUCUCCUCUGGUGCCGAACCUGGAAAUGUAAAUACCUCUCUGUCAUAUAACCAAACAAGAAAUCUUGAGAAAUUUGAAAAGCCAGAGAAAGAAAUUGAAGCCCAGUUGAUAUAUGAACCCCCAGUCAAUGGAUCUUCAACUCCAAAUCCAAAGAUAGCAUCCUCUGUCGCUGCUGGAGUUGCCAGUUCGCUCUCAGAAAAAAUAGUCGAUACCAUUGGAAAUAAUCGGCCAAAUGCACCAUUGACAUCUGUUCAAAUUCGUUUUAUUCAGAACAUGAUUCAAGAAACAUUGGAUGACUUUAGGGAAGCAUGCCAUAGGGACAUUGUGAAUUUGCAAGUGGAGAUGAUUAAACAGUUUCAUGUGCAACUGAAUGAAAUGCACUCUUUGCUGGAAAGAUACUCAGUGAAUGAAGGUUUAGUGGCUGAAAUUGAAAGACUACGAGAAGAAAACAAAAGACUGCGGGCCCACUUUUGAAAACUCAGUGAAUACUUUAAUGUUUUGUGAUUUGAGAAAUUUCUGGCAACAAAGAACAAUAUAGAAUCAGUAUUUCAAUGGCCUCUAAAGGGAAACUUUUUUUUUCCAAUUAAAAAACUAAUGGGAUUUUACCCCAAGUACUCUUCAUCUUUGUCAAAAAUAUUUAUAUUUUUAUAUUGAAGUUGUACAACAUGUCAUCUGCCUAAUAGGAAAGUCAACAGUAUCUUUAUUUUUCUGAAAGAUUUAGCUAUACACAAAGUACGCUUUUCAUAAGAGAAGAACAUUGUGCAUAUGAAUAGGUUACAUAUGUUUUUAAGUCACUUUUUUAAACAUAUAUUUUUGAUUGACAAGUUGCCUUCAAAUUUUUUUAGGUAGUUGAGGUUUAAAAAAUUUGUGCCUUCUAUUUUUAUGGAGAAAGUCAUUUUAAAAUAGCAGUUGUUUUUUUGUAAGCCAUUGACUAAUAAAACAGUUGACUAAUAAUUAUUUUGUUAACUUGACAUCAGUAUGACUAUUAUUUAUUAUUUGUAUAUGUGGUAAUUUUUGAAAGUUUGAAUUGUACAGAUACAUUGUUAUCUUUUGCAUUUAUGUUAGUUACCCUAUUGUACUUCUGUUAGCUCUCUAUUUCUGGUUGAUACUGUUUUAGCUAACUUUACCUGAGAAAAACUUUUAAGGGCUUAUAAGACUUAAGACCUGUAUGUCUUUGUUUGUCUCAUGAAUUAAUAACAUGCACAAUCAUACUGUAAAGUUUUAAUC
Castor canadensis (American beaver) is the source of this 2821-nucleotide messenger RNA. RefSeq names its product NEDD1 gamma-tubulin ring complex targeting factor (gene Nedd1). Gene Ontology annotation, molecular function: gamma-tubulin binding. Gene Ontology annotation, biological process: microtubule nucleation; mitotic cell cycle. Lineage: Eukaryota; Metazoa; Chordata; Mammalia; Rodentia; Castoridae. The record is from RefSeq and is a predicted model, not a curated record. Gene Ontology annotation, cellular component: ciliary basal body; centrosome; cytoplasm.